GUGUAAAAAAUAGACUAUCCAUUGGAGACCACUUUUGAUUACAGUAAAAGCUAAACCCUCUAUUUUUUGCACUUUGCACUGCCCGUUGGAGGUGCUCUAAAGCUCUACUCAAAAUCUUAUACUUGCGCAUCCCUCUUGUUUUUACGCUAGCGUCAACUCCUCUCUUCCUGCACAUCCCUAGAUUGCAAUUCCUUUUGUUUUUGUGGAUCGAUUUCUGUAAAUGUUGUUGCUGUUGAAUGGAAAUUGUCUGGGGAACAUGUUUCCAAGCUCAAUUUUGGUGAUUUGGGGCCUUAUUUUGCUGAAUUGAAGGGUAACUCCCUCGCCAUGACUGUUCAUCUUCAAAACUGCAAGUCUGAUUUCCUCUUCGUUCAUGCUCAAUUGAAGGCCUUUUUGUUGGGAAUCCUAAGGGACUUGGUAAAAUCUCUCAUAAUUUAAAGUUAUUUUUCAUUUCCAUACAAAGAUUUGCGAGAUUGGAGCAAUUUUAGGGUUUCACCAUUACUGUUCACAACGAGGUGGCCAUCCCAAAAUUCUCAGGUUUUAGCUUGUGGUUUUGCCAAUUUUUUGGUAUUUUAUGGACAUGAUUUAGGGGCCUUUCAUUGCUUAAAGUUGAAUUUCAUUUUCAAUUACUAGUGUUGAACCCUUGAAUUCUUUGUUCUUCGCCAUUUUUUGUGUUAUUCGUUUUCUAAAUACUGCUUUGUGCUAUGGUUUUCUUUGCUUUGUGCCGCUGCAUUUUGUUGUGCCUCUUUGUUUUUACUUUUAUGGGACACUAAAGUAAAGAAGAAUACAAACAAAAAUAACCACAAAAACCUAUCUUCCCCAUCUCCAGUAUUCGACGCCAUAUCCUCCCACCUUCGAGAAUCGACGCCAUCUCCUCCAUCUUCGAGAAUCGACACCAUCUCCCCCAUCUUCGAGAGUCGACGACAUUUCCCCCAAUUCCAGUAAUUGAUUUCAUUUGAAGAACUAGUCGCAGACCUUCCAUUGUCUGGGCACAAACUAUUCUCUACUGCUGAAGGUUUUUGUAGAAUGUUGGAACAGCCAUGAAUAUGUCCUCCUCCUCCACGUAAGGUCACAAGGUAACCCGAGUGGUGAAGUCCAGGAGCCACCACAACUGCACCACAAGAAUCUGCCCCUGCCCAUACCUGGUCAGCGAGCAAGUCAAACACCAAACAGGCUUAAAUCAGGUUUCAAACAAGAAGCAUUCAGCAUUCCUCCAUCAGACCAGCAAGCUUAUUUGAUUGAAACAGAAUUUAAAUACCAGGGGGUUACUUUGAAUCAUCGCUUAUGUGGUAGUGAAACAUUGGAGUUCAAGGCUUAACAAUGGUUCCAUAAGUUGCUGUUCUAAGAGUACAUGAAGAGGUGCACCUCGUGAUAAAGAAGCCCAAUUCAGCCCAAGGGAUCACCUGCCACAACAAGAAUUGUGCUCACUGCCCAAACCCAUCUAAAGCCCCAAAACAAAUCCAGCAGUCUAUCAAUUUUGAGACAACGCAAGUUCAAAACAGCAGCCCCAAGUAGUAGUGUGGCUAGAGAUAUUGGGCAAUGAACACUAAUCUCCCCAUGAAGUCAAAUAAUCGACCAAAGGUGUUGAAGGAUAAAAGAGAUCAGGAACAGCUAGUGGGGACCCAAAGGUGUCACUGCCCAUCACUAAAAAUUCAGGAAUUCAGAGUCUAAAAACCAGCGAGCAGUCAGUUUAGGGCUCAAAUGCCAAUUUCAGGUUAUGGGUUGUGUCCUAUUCAUCAGCACUUAACCAUUACAGCUCCAUGAACAAACCAGUAGAGCCUGGGCAGUCCUAGCCGAAGCAAUGCAAGGAAGGCAGUGAAGAACAAGGCUACAGACACCAGCAGGUUUAUGAUGCAAUUUAUCACACACAAGCUCAGUUGGUUAUCUUAGGAUUUAGCUUCUAAAUAUGGUUGUUGGUUAUCAAUUCUUGGGUUUGGUUUCAAUUUUGUUUUACCAGCUUUGGUGUAUGUUUAUCUAGGUUCGACUAUGAUAUGUAGCCCUUGGUUUUGGUUUUUAAUUGGGAUAUGUUUUUUAUGUAGGGAAUAGUUUUUAGCUUUUCUUGAGGGGCUUUGCAUUUUCAUUGUGUGGAUCUUGAAUUUUUUGUACGCAGUGUUUGGAGUCAAUGCGUAAGUUAAUAGGUGUGUUGAGGUGUGUUGUGCGUCUUACCCCAAAUAAUGCCGCUUGUAGUUCUCCCUCGCCUGGCGACCUUAUGCCCUCCAGUCUUGUUGUCCAAGCGCCUAAGAAAUCUCCUUUUCUAGUUCUAAUGAUUGCCGCUCCAGUUGCUCUUGUGCUUCCAAUGGCUACGUCUGUGGAAAUCACGAUUCCUCUUGUGGGCGGUUCCCAGUUGAAGAUCUUAAUUGCCGGGGGGGUUGUUGUGGGGAGCUUGAUUCCAAAUCUAAAAAUUUUGCUUUUUGAUAUGCUUGCAAUCCAUUCAUACAUUUUGUUGGUGAUAUGGGAGAUUAUUUGGGUUUCAGUUUUCUCUUCAUUCUGGAAAAAUCGUCUAUUCCGCUCCUUCCAAAGCUCGUGUGCAAUGAUGCCGGGAAUUCAGUUUUGGUUCAAUGAUGGCACAAAAGGUGUUUGUUGUAAAGGAGGCUUUUUUGGAGUGGAAGUAGAAACAGGAAGUGUGAAGGAAGACUCAGGGUUAACUAUUCCAGGUGAAGGUAAGGGGAUAGGUUCUGAGGUCAUCCUUGGAGAAGGUAAGCUCAGGUUCUUGAACCAGGCUGGAGGAGGGCAGCAGGUUGGAUUGGUUCUCUGUCCAGGAGAGAAGGCAAAGACAUUGUUUGAUAAACGAGAUGCUUGGCCUGCCCCUGUAGAAGGUGCCAACCAAGGCUUUGUUGAACCUAGUGGAGAGAGCUUGGACUUCAUCUUUGGUGAAGGAUAUGCAAGGCAACCCUUUGAAUUUUUCCAAUUGGCUUCUCUGCAAUUUUGGUUGCUGCGUGGAGAAAAGAUUUGGGAGGAGGGAGGUAGCGCAGCACACCACCCGCCGUCCUCCUCUCCUCGGCGGCAGCAGCGGCGCAUCACCUCCCCCCCCCCUUCUUCCUCGGCAACAACUGCACCUUCUCCUCUCAAUAUGGCUUCCUCCGAUAAAGCCUUAGAAAACUCAAACUCUUCCUCCUCCUCGAAUGCUCCUCAUCUUGCCUUCACAACAAUCUCCAACGUCAAGCUUCAUGUCCCGAUUCUGCUCAGCUUUUCUCAACCAAACUACAAAAAGUGGAGUCGGUUAUUUCUCCUCUUGGUGCGCCGAUUCACCCUACACGGCUUUCUCUCGGGUUCUUCAUCUCCCUCCUCUGCUGAUGAUGAUGAAUGGUUCCAGCUCGACGCCCUGAUCCAAGGAUGGAUUCUCUCUACUAUCUCUGACGAAGUCUCAGAUCUAGUCAUCUCCACCACCUCCAUCGCUGCUGAAUUAUGGCAGGUUAUUCAUGCACUUUUUCAUGACAACAAGCAUGCUCGGGCAAUGCAACUCGAGCAUCAGUUUCGAACCACUGUCAAGGGCAUGGCAAGGAGUUCAGUCACUGGGAGAGCUGUGGAUGACGAGGAAAAUGACUUCGUCACAGAGCCGCCGCCGGAUCUGAACACUAUGAUGCUGGUGAGGCUGAGGAAUGGAAGUACUUCCGUUAUGGCCUAUCAAACGGUGUUUGAAGGCUUGCUUAAUAAAGUAUCUGGAAUUCCAGAAUCUACCCUCAUUUCUAUGUAUAAAGGCGGCCUCAAACAACCUCUUCAAUGUGAGCUUAAUCUCCGUAAUCCGGGAACAUUGGCCGAGGCAUUUGCAUUAGCACGUGAACUAGCGGCAUGCACGGCGGUCAUGGGUCCAACCAAACGGGUAUGGCAGUCGGGCACUGGGGAUGUUUCAUCUCAGCCGUUAGUGGCUUCCUUAGAGGGCAGUAGCACCAAAUCAACCUCCUCCUUGCCUAUUAUCCGCCUUACACCAGCCGAACGGGCGGAACGUUCUCGGAUGAGUACCAUGGCAGUAGACUGGAGUUUGAUUCGCAGAGUUCCCUGGUUAAGAGGCGACCUGGUGAAAGUUCUUGGUGUUGCGGCCACCAUCUUUGAUCCAAAAGGAUUUAGAGCAUUGUUUCCACAGAGCUUCCCUAGGGCGAAGCAAUGCCACGAGCUAAGAAUGAAGCCUACUGAUUCGGCAGACUCGCGAAGACUCCAAAUCCGGAAAAGUCAGAACCCGGAGAAGUCAGAAUCCGGAAGUCAGACCACGGAGAAGUCCUACAUCCGGAGAAGUCCAAUUACUGAGAAAUCCGAAUUCUGGAGAAGUCAAGAAAUCCGAAUCCUGAGAGGUCCAAAUCUUGAGAUGUCCGAACUCCAAUCUAAUUGGGUUGUUUAAUUAUCUGUUAACUCUGUAGUUUUGGGCCUAAGAUUUAGCUUCCAGAUAGCCUCUAACACUUUAUCACCAGGCAUUACAGUGAUAAGACUGUUGUGGUCAACAUUAAUUAGUGGGGAUGUGGCCUAGAGGAAUAGGAUGAUGUUCUUUGUAUUCUCCUUCCCAUGCAGAUCUGUGAAGUGAUUAAGGAAGAUGUCCCUAUUCUCAGAUUUAUCCUGAUUGACUUUUCCACCUUGUUUUAUUGCUUGCAGUAUCGGUUUUCUUUUCUCCCUUUAACCUGAAAGUAUUCUGGAAGAGCUCCAAACUUUUUAAUAUGUUCCCAUAUGUGAUGAAAUUCCAACUUUUGGGAGGGUUAGUAAUUUGCUUAUGUUUUAAAGCAAGGCCUUUCAUUCCAUUGCCAUGUUCCCAACCUAUAUCAGAUCAUCAUUUGUUCAGGAAAUUGUGGUAAUCUUCAUGAGUUCAUGUUGAGUCCAGAAAUUAAGGAAGCUGAAUAACUUAGGUCCAUGAGCCUCUGACUUUCUGUAGUCCAUCCUAAGUGGUUUGUGGUCACUUGAGGCUCUACUAAGAGUGUUGACUGCAUUAUCAACAAAGCAAUUCAUGAAGUGAGAGUUAACCAUGAUUCCAUCCAGUUUUCUGUGAAUAGAGCCGUUUGGUCUCUUACCAAUCCAAUGACAGUGACUUCACUUAGUGGCUGGUUCCUCAAUCCUACCCCAUUUUUUUUAAAGCUUUAUCUUGUCUUGUAGUGAUGAAUUGAUGUCUGUAGCCAAAUGAUUAAGUCUUGCCAACUCUGUACUCUGAGUCAAUUGCCAGAGAAAGAAUAACAAAAUUAGUUGUAAAAACAAACUGGGAAAAACUAAUAUACAUUUCAACAACAUCAAAUAUAUAUCUACGACUUAACUCAUUCU
Messenger RNA from Cuscuta campestris, 5232 nucleotides. NCBI's taxonomy places the organism in Eukaryota, Viridiplantae, Streptophyta, Magnoliopsida, Solanales, Convolvulaceae. The record is from the annotation of a GenBank genome assembly.